CUUUCUGUCUCUUGCUCUUCUUCUAUUCCAUGGACGAUUUCUUGCAUCUAAUUUGCCCUAAUUCUCCAUUCAUUUGGGAUGGAGAGAGGUUCUCUGACUGCUUUGAAGACAUUGUUUUAGGUUUUGGGGUUAACAUAGUGACUGCUGUUAUGGUCGUUGUGCUUGGAUUUAGCCAGAAGAUUGAUCGAGGAGUUCGGAGAUCAGAUGGCCAGAUGACCUUUCCAGAAAAAAUUGUCCUGGAUUUUAUACCAGCUGUUGGAGUAUGUCUUUCAAUUGUAGACAUAUUUUUUCUGUGGAAGAAAGAGCAUAGUAGUCACUUUGUUGGAUAUCAUAAAUGGUUCUAUAGCUGUUCUGAGUUGAUGGUGUGGAUAAAUAUUAUUUUCUUCACAAAGCGUGGCAGCAGUCACCACAUUGUCUUCAAUCGUGUUUUAUGUUUCUGGUGGAUUCCUAAAGCAAUAUUGACAGUUUUGUAUUUGAUGACAAAGAUUUCAUCAUUGAAGGUUUCAAUUUGCAUCACGGAGAGCUUAGUUGUUCUCUUGAAUAUCUCAUUUGGCAUAGCCAUCAAUGUGAUCAGGAUAAAGAGACCAUCUUACAAAAGCAGUUUUUUGGAAGAUCCACUUCUUUCGAAUGGCGUGGACCUUGAGGAAGGUGGUUAUCAAGACCUUGGAAAUGAUGGAAACUUUUGGGAUUUGAUGACUUUCAACUUCAUAACUCCAGUAAUGAAUCAUGGUGUGGUAAAACAAUUAGACUCUGAGGACCUGUUGCCUCUACCGACUGAUAUGGGUCCUUCUUCCUGUCAUGAUGUGAUUUUAUCCUGCUGGCAAGCUCAACUGAGUAACAAUGGCUCUAAUCCAUCUUUGUUUAGAGCACUCUGUAGUGCAUAUGGAUGGCCAUAUCUCCGCCUGGGUUUAUUGAAGGUGAUUAAUGAUUGUAUUGGUUUUGUGGGGCCAUUGCUUCUCAAUAAACUGAUCCAGUUUCUUCAACAAGGUUCAGUGAAUGUGGAUGGGUAUUUACUUGCAUUAUCCUUGGGGCUCACCUCUAUAAUUAAAUCCUUUUUAGAUACACAAUAUACUUUUCAUCUUUCCAAACUGAAGCUGAAGCUGCGAUCUAGUAUCGUGACUCUAAUCUAUGAGAAGUGUCUUCGAGUGAACUUAGCAGAGCGUUCAAAAUUUACAAAUGGAGAAAUUCAGACAUUUAUGUCAGUGGAUGCUGACCGAACUGUAAACUUAUGUAAUAGUUUCCAUGAUAUGUGGAGCCUGCCUCUACAAAUUGGAGUGGCUCUCUAUCUUUUGUAUACUCAAGUCAAAUUUGCAUUUGUAUCUGGAUUAGCAAUAACCAUUUUAUUGAUACCAGUGAAUAAAUGGAUAGCACAAUUGAUUGCAAGGGCUACUGAGCAGAUGAUGAAGGAGAAAGAUGAAAGGAUUCGUAAGACAGGAGAAAUUUUGACUUAUAUUCGCACUUUGAAGAUGUAUGGAUGGGAACUUCUUUUUUCUAGUUGGUUGAUGGAUACAAGAUCUUUGGAAGUCAAACACUUAGCUACUCGAAAGUACUUGGAUGCGUGGUGUGUUUUCUUUUGGGCUACAACACCAACACUCUUUUCCCUUUUCACAUUUGGACUCUAUGCACUGAUGGGACAUCAACUUGAUGCUGCAAUGGUUUUCACUUGUCUUGCAUUGUUCAACACCCUUAUUUCACCACUAAAUUCAUUCCCUUGGGUAAUUAAUGGAUUGAUUGAUGCCAUCAUAUCUUCUAGACGGUUGAGUAGGUUUCUCGCUUGUUCUGAACAUAAAUUUAAAGUGGGAGACACAAAUUCCUCUCCAUCAUCAUUCCUAAGUGAACAACCUGAUUCUGUUCAACGUUUGGGUGUAUUUAUCCAAGAUGCAUGUUGUACUUGGUCAAGUAGUGAGGAACAGGCAUUAAAUAUGGUGUUGAAUCAUGUGACUCUAAGUGUGUCCCAGGGUUCCUUUGUUGCAGUUAUUGGAGAGGUUGGUUCAGGUAAAUCAUCCCUGUUAUAUUCAAUCCUUGGAGAAAUGCAACUUGUUCGUGGCUCUAUUUAUUCCAAUGAAUCCAUUGCUUAUGUACCACAGCAGGUCCCUUGGAUUUUAUCUGGAACGGUGCGCGACAACAUAUUAUUCGGGAAAAGUUAUGAUCCUGAAAGGUAUACUGAUACACUGAAGGCAUGUGCAUUAGAUGUUGAUGUCUCAUUGAUGAUUGGAGGUGACAUGGCUUAUAUUGGAGAGAAAGGAGUCAACUUAUCAGGUGGACAGAGAGCUCGUCUUGCCUUGGCAAGGGCAUUGUAUCAUGACUCAGCUGUUGUUAUGCUUGAUGAUGUCCUGAGUGCAGUAGAUGUACAAGUUGCUCAAUGUAUCUUAUACAAUGCCCUUCUAGGCCCCCUUAUGCAGAGAAAAACCCGAUUGCUCUGUACCCACAAUAUUCAGGCAAUAUCUUCUGCUGACAAGAUUGUUGUAAUGGACAAGGGACGCAUAAAGUGGAUAGGAAAUUCAGAUGACUUUCCAAUUAAUUCAUGUACACAAUUCUCUCCGCUGAAUGAAAUUGAUUCAGCUUUACAGAAUCAUGGAGAAUCUUGCAGCCCAAAUCUUUCUUCCAAAUCCGAGGAGCAGUCUCUUCUUGGCACAGGUAUUGUGCGUGCUCUGGAGGGAGCAGAGGAGAUCGUUGAAGUUGAGCUGAGGAAAGAGGGAAAAGUUGAAAUUGGAGUGUAUAAGAAUUAUGCUGUCUUCACUGGCUGGUUCAUGACAGUCAUUAUAUGCCUAUCAGCUAUUCUGAUGCAAGCUUCUCGUAAUGGAAACGAUUUAUGGUUGUCAUAUUGGGUUGAUACAACAACAGAAAGCAGUCAGACAAGAUAUUCUGUGUCUUUCUAUCUGGCUAUACUGUGUCUCUUUUGUAUUAUUAAUUCCUUUUUCACAUUGGUGAGGGCAUUCUCUUUUGCUUUUGGUGGAUUACAAGCUGCAACUAAGGUACACAAUAAAUUGCUCAACAAGCUUAUGAAUGCGCCUGUCCAAUUCUUUGAUCAGACCCCUGGUGGGAGAAUACUGAACAGGUUAUCUUCAGAUCUUUAUACCAUUGAUGAUUCACUUCCAUUCAUUCUAAACAUUCUCCUAGCGAAUUUCGUAGGCCUGUUGGGUAUUACAAUAAUUUUGUGUUACGUACAGGUCUUCUUCUUACUCUUGCUAUUGCCAUUUUGGUAUAUCUACAGUAGACUUCAGUUCUUCUACAGGUCAACAUCGAGAGAAUUACGACGACUGGAUAGUGUUUCACGUUCUCCAAUAUACUCAUCAUUCACUGAAACACUUGAUGGAUCAUCAACUAUUAGGGCGUUUAAAUCUGAGGACUUUUUCUUUACCAAAUUCACUGAACAUGUAACCUUGUAUCAGAAGACUUCCUACACAGAGAUAGUAGCAAGUUUGUGGCUUUCCUUGCGUCUUCAGUUAUUAGGUGCAUUUAUCAUCUCUUUCAUAGCUGUGAUGGCUGUUAUUGGAUCUCGUGGCAGUCUGCCCAUCAACUUUGGUACCCCAGGACUGGUAGGAUUGGCCCUCUCAUAUGCAGCUCCAAUUGUGUCCUUAUUGGGAAGUUUUUUGUCAAGCUUCACUGAAACAGAAAAGGAGAUGGUUUCAGUUGAAAGAACUCUUCAAUACAUGGACAUUCCUCAAGAAGAACAAACCGGAGGCCUAUACUUGAAUCCAGAUUGGCCAAAUCAAGGAUUUAUCGAAUUUGAUUGUGUUACUUUGAAAUAUAUGCCAUCUUUGCCAGCUGCACUCUGCAAUCUUAGUUUUAGAAUUGCUGGAGGAACCCAAGUUGGAAUAAUUGGAAGAACAGGUGCUGGAAAGUCCAGUGUGUUAAAUGCUCUUUUCCGUCUUACUCCAAUAUGUACAGGCUCCAUCUCAAUUGAUGGCGUGGAUAUUAAAAAUAUUUCUGUCAGAGAACUACGUACACAUUUGGCCAUUGUCCCUCAGAGUCCAUUUUUGUUCGAAGGAUCAUUAAGGGAUAACCUAGAUCCUUUCAAAAUGAAUGAUGACUUAAAAAUUUUGAAUGCAUUGGAAAAGUGCCAUGUGAAAGACGAAGUAGAAGCAGCUGGAGGGCUGGACCUUCUUGUAAAGGAAGGAGGGACGUCAUUUUCAGUUGGCCAGCGGCAACUUCUUUGCCUUGCCCGUGCACUUUUGAAAUCUUCCAAGGUUCUCUGUUUGGAUGAAUGCACAGCCAAUGUAGACCUUCAAACUGCUUCACUGCUGCAAACUACCAUAUCCGGUGAAUGCAAAGGAAUGACAGUUCUCACAAUUGCUCACCGGAUUUCAACUGUUAUAAACAUGGACAACAUUCUGAUUCUUGACCAUGGGAAACUGGCUGAACAGGGUAACCCACAGGUUCUUCUGAAAGAUGAGACCUCCAUAUUUUCUAGUUUUGUUGGAGCUUCAGCAAUGUAGCCAUGGAAUUGUGGAGGCCAUUUUUUAACAUGACACAUCAGUAGAUGAUUCUCUACACUAACGCCGGACAAGUUUUGCCUGGAUCCAUGCAACUGCAAAACAUGGUUGCCCUUUCAUCCAAAUUAGGGAUUUUCUUAUCCAUGUUAGUACAACUACUUUUAGCUAACAGAGCUAACAGGUGACAGACAUGAGAACUUUCAAUCCUUUAUUUCAUUGCUAAUACUACCUGCUUCUUUUCCAAUUUAUAAAACACAAAUAACUAAUUUACUAA
This is a messenger RNA of Vigna unguiculata (cowpea), 4710 nucleotides long. It is a transcript of the gene ABCC13, whose product is annotated as multidrug resistance-associated protein 11. Lineage: Eukaryota; Viridiplantae; Streptophyta; Magnoliopsida; Fabales; Fabaceae. Gene Ontology annotation, molecular function: ATP hydrolysis activity; ATP binding; ABC-type transporter activity. Gene Ontology annotation, cellular component: membrane. The record is from RefSeq and is a predicted model, not a curated record. Gene Ontology annotation, biological process: transmembrane transport.